Molecule: messenger RNA, 525 nt
Organism: Salvia miltiorrhiza (redroot sage)
Lineage: Eukaryota; Viridiplantae; Streptophyta; Magnoliopsida; Lamiales; Lamiaceae
Exons: 1
Coding region: 1-525 (174 amino acids)
Source: RefSeq, a predicted model, not a curated record
AUGCUUAACUCGGUCUGGAAGGCAAAGGCACCACAGAAAGCUAUUAUGACAGCCUGGAGGGUGCUGAAAAACCGUAUCCCGACCUGCGAUAAUUUGAGGAAAAGACAGGUUCCGUUGUGCGAAGAAGACACCAAAUGUAAAGAAUGCGGAAUGCAAGAAGAAUCAGCCUAUCAUGUUUUCCUGGCAUGCCCAAAGAUGGAGGAGGCGUGGAACGAUUUGCAGAAAUGGCUGGGAACUGCUACGGUACGACCAAACUCGAUCGAAAGUCAUUUUGGUACGUUUGCCGCUUUUGGGAAAGAAAAGAAGGUUAAAAAUUUGCUCUUGGCUAUUUGGGUGUGUUGUAUUUGGUUAUUGUGGAAGAAGAGGAAUGAGAAACGCUUUGAAUAUAAGGAGUGGGAUCCUAAAAAACUUGUCAUGGAGGUCAAAAUUAGGAUGUGGAGUUGGAAUAGGAUUUUUGGGAUAGUUGAAGAUGUUUCUAAUUUGGAUUCUUGGUGUGCUGAUAAGUUUGUUCCCAGAAUGAUGUAA